Molecule: messenger RNA, 399 nt
Organism: Trichobilharzia szidati
Lineage: Eukaryota; Metazoa; Platyhelminthes; Trematoda; Strigeidida; Schistosomatidae
Source: the annotation of a GenBank genome assembly
AUGACACGUCUUAUUUGUCGACGUGUACAACGUGAAUAUUGCAUUUUACAAGGUGAUGGUGGUGAUAAUGUUUCCAAUGUCGAAAUAACUCGUCCUACUGCUUUACUAGGUUGUGUCGGAGCUAAUUUAGUUAUUCGAGCUGGAUUGACAGAAGUGGCUAAUCACUACAACAUGAAAUUUUUGUCUCCCCCACCACAUUUAUGCACAGACAAUGGAGUUAUGAUAGCCUGGAAUGGAUACUUGUUACAGAAAGAAAAGUCUCCUCGCAUUACGGAAAAUAUUUCUUCAGUAGAUUUUACACCAAGGUCUACAUUCGGCCUUGAUUUUCGGGAGUCAGUGAAGCAAGCAAAUAUAUCGACUGAACCAAUCAAAUUGCCAGAUUCUGUUUUCCAGUCAUAA